AUGUCCACAAUCACGACGACGGCGCUGCAAUCGGGCCACGCGCCCAUCAUCCCCCUCGCCUUCAACUCGAACCAGCCGGAGACGAUCCGCCUCUACCCGCUGUCCAACUACACCUUUGGCGUCAAGGAGACGCAGCCGGAGGAGGACCCCUCGGUGAUCGCGCGCCUGAAGCGCCUCGAGGAGCACUACUCGCAGCACGGCAUGCGCCGCACCUGCGAGGGCAUCCUCGUCUGCCACGAGCACAACCACCCGCACAUCCUGAUGCUGCAGAUUGCCAACGCCUUCUUCAAGCUGCCCGGCGACUACCUCCGCCCCGAGGACGACGAGGUCGAGGGCUUCAAGUCACGCCUGGACGAGAGGCUCGCCCCCGUCGGGCGUAUCGGCGAGGGCGAGGAGCCCGCCGACUGGCAGGUCGGCGACUGCCUGGCGCAGUGGUGGAGGCCCAACUUCGAGACCUUCAUGUACCCCUUUGUUCCCGCGCACGUCACUAGACCGAAGGAAUGCAAGAAGCUUUACUUCAUCCAGUUGCCCAAGAGCAAAGUGCUCAGCGUGCCGAAGAACAUGAAACUCCUUGCGGUCCCCCUCUUCGAGCUCUACGACAACACGGCCAGAUACGGCCCCCAGCUUUCGGCGAUCCCCCACCUCCUCAGCAGAUACAACUUUGAAUUCGUCGACGACAACGGUAACAUCGUCGCUGCCACGCCUGGCUCCAGCGCGCCCGAGGGCUACGUGCCGAGGACCAAGGUUCUGGCCAGUGGCGACGACACGGACAUGCAGGAGGCCAAGGGGGACGACGAGAACGGCGAGCAGUAA
Messenger RNA from Colletotrichum destructivum, 813 nucleotides. RefSeq names its product Putative cleavage/polyadenylation specificity factor subunit 5. Gene Ontology annotation, cellular component: mRNA cleavage factor complex. The record is from RefSeq and is a predicted model, not a curated record. Gene Ontology annotation, molecular function: mRNA 3'-UTR AU-rich region binding. Bases 1 to 813 code for a protein of 270 amino acids. The transcript has 2 exons. Lineage: Eukaryota; Fungi; Ascomycota; Sordariomycetes; Glomerellales; Glomerellaceae.